This is a messenger RNA of Exophiala aquamarina CBS 119918, 2283 nucleotides long. RefSeq lists its product as uncharacterized. Gene Ontology annotation, cellular component: cytoplasm; cytosol; plasma membrane. Gene Ontology annotation, molecular function: ubiquitin protein ligase binding; protein-macromolecule adaptor activity. Lineage: Eukaryota; Fungi; Ascomycota; Eurotiomycetes; Chaetothyriales; Herpotrichiellaceae. Gene Ontology annotation, biological process: ubiquitin-dependent endocytosis. The record is from RefSeq and is a predicted model, not a curated record. The coding region runs from base 1 to 2283 and encodes 760 amino acids. The transcript is spliced from 2 exons.
AUGCCUCUCGAGACACUGCUCACCAACCCCAAUAAACCAGUGCCUCGUUCACGUUCUAUCCUCUCAUAUUUCUCCAAUCCGCUCGCAAAUCAUGCCCGGAACAUGUUCGAUCUUGUCAUCGAACCCGAAGAUCCAUUUAGAGUGUAUUCGCCGGGUCAGACUGUAAAGGGACAUAUCACACUCACUGUAACGAAGGGCUUCGACAUAACACAUUUGAUAAUCGCGUUGCAUGGAUAUGCGAAGGUAUACAAACAUCAGGUGACAGCAAAUGAUGCCGUGCCCUCUGCCGAAUUAUUGAUGACUGGAAGAGGUCCACGAAACUUCGAGUAUCACGGCAAUGGCCUCGCGUCGCUCUUUCAAAAUGAACAGGUUCUUUGCGGAAAUGGUUUCCUUAAGAAGCAAGUCUACAAGUUUGCUUUCGAGGUGGCUUUUCCAAACAAGAGCUUGCCCAGCACGAUUGAAUUCGAGCGAGGGAACAUAGCCUAUAUGUUGACCGUCACUCUUACUCGCCCAACGACCAUCAGCCCGACCAUCACUCGUAGCACGAAGUUGAAGUUCCAGGAUAACAUUGACAUAGAAGCGAUGUACACUCCAAAAUCAAGGGUUAUCUCGCUAGAGCCUGUUCACAGGCGCGGCAAAGUCAAGGCAAUCAAAGCCGCAUCAUCGGUCACAACUCAAACUACGCAGAAUACUCAAACCACGUCAAGCGCCGGCCAAUUGACGCGAAACAACACUCAGAAUAGUUCUGCUACUCGAAGUAGCAAUUCCGUUUGCAAUCCACCGCUCAGCCCUGCACCUAGCGACGAUACCGCCCACUCCAACACCACUGCUACAAGCACACCUAGUUUCCAGGUGAUUGAUGCAGACUCACCCCCCGCGAUACGGAGCCCGCACACGAGCGACACUCGAAGCAAUACCACGUCCUCAUCUUCUCACACCAUUACUGCAACGACCGAGCUCCCGAGACAUGGAGCCCUACCCGGAGACACUGUUCCGAUUCGAGUCUCGAUCACGCAUACGAAAGCCGAUGUAAGAGGCAUGGUGAUUGCGACCUUAUAUCGACAAGGUAGGGUAGACAUGCAUCCGGCAAUUCCUCUGGCCACACGAGGGAAGGAGAAAAAGGCAGAAUAUGAAGAUGUAUAUCCCAAGUCGCGGACGGGACUUGGAGGUCUAUAUUUUGCCAACGGCUCACCCAGCAGCGUUUUCAGAAAAGAUCUCGCCCAGUCUUCCACCCUGAUGGUUGUAAACCCUCACACGAUGUCUGCCGAUAUAACAACCUCAGUUCGGAUCCCUGAUACUGCGUUUCCAACAAUAGCCAAUGUCCCGGGAGGCAUGAUAACAUUCACGUAUCAUAUUGAAGUGGUAGUGGACCUUUUUGGACGAUUAAAUGAGACCAGAAUAUUGCCACGACUCACCUCGAGUGAACCAACCUUCACCCACAGUAUGGAGAAUGGCAAUCAAUUAACUUCAGAUUGGUCAAACAACAUCCUGGACACAACUCAAUUGCGACGGACAAAGAGUGUCAUCACCUUUGAGAUGUCUAUCAUUGUAGGCACAGUGGAUAGUGGAAGGAAGCAGCGACAGACUAAGCAGGCCGAAAUUCAAAAGCCAAGUGGCGACCCUCAAUGGGGCGAGGAUGGUUGGUAUGACGGAUAUCACCAUGAAUAUGACGAUCAAUAUUAUGAUGAGAAUGGGUACCAAUAUUAUGAUGGCUACGGCUAUGACCCUACCUACUAUCCGGACUACCAACCUCAAACCGCUGAAGUCAUACCUCCACCAGAAGCACACGAGGAAAUGGAUGAGAAGGCUCGGUUGCGCCGGCAAGAGCAAUUGUUACUUCCUAGUCAGCCACCACAAGAGGGCGAAUCAUCAAGUAGCGCGCUUUUGUACGCACCCACGGCACCGAUGCUGCAGGCUGAUCACGUAUCUGAAAGCGCCGAUACCCACCACGAUGGGUCUGCGACUCCAUCAACUGUUCACCCAGCUUCGGUGGCAUCGGCAAGGUCUGGUGACACCAUCAGACCUUACUCGGCCUCACCCCCACCUGCACCACCAGCUUUUACGGAAAACGAACCUACAGAUGAUAAGCAGGAACUGGAGCGACGACGAUUGCUGGCUCAAGCGAGCGCCCCUCCGGCAGAUGAUAUGCAGACAGAGCCGAGCAGUUCGCAUGGGGCAACCUCGACUGCGACUGCACCAACGAUUAAUGAGGAGGAUGAAUAUAAUGUACAAACACUUCAUCAUGACCAUACAGGGCCGGAUUUGCCACAGUAUGAGCGGUAG